CCUACUUCUAAGAAAUUGACAACUGAUCUUUUCUGGUAACUGGAACAGCGAUCUAAAGCUGAAGGAAAAGUUUAUAAAACUAGUCUUAUUACACGCUGUGUGGCCGACAACGUUUUACUGAUUCACACAAGUAACAGGUCUAAAAUCGAACAUCGCAGUUCUGUUAUACGACGCCAGCGAAGAUGUACAACAACAGAUACGUCAACGAACUCAUGUCACCGAUGGGACGUCGCGAAGCCACCAUGACGUUUCUGAAGAAAUUCUCCAUUCAAACCGAGGACGACGAGGACGACAACUGCGACGUAAAAAACGUCAUCGUCUUGGAUAUCGGUGUCAUCAUCAUCGCCGACGUGAAAAACGCCAUCAAAGCUUUCAACAUGGAAGGCAAGUAUUUGGACUCUGUUACCCCUAACAACAUGAGAUGCUUCGGGUUGACCGUCACUGGUCACAACGGCUUUGCCGCGACGCUGAACAGCACGGUGAACGCUGGCAGAGAGGAGACAAAGUUAAAGAAGAUAGGAUUCUACGAACUGGUUGCUCCUAAGAGUGACCAACAGCAGAAGAUGGUGCUCAAGGAGAUACAGACCGUUGAUACCCACAGCAGAUAUAUGGCGAUAGCAGUUCUGCCUAACAAGAAGCUCAUUGGUGGAACGAAAGGAGCGGUAAACCUUAUGACGUCAGAAGGUGACGCGAUUGGGCCUAUGACGUCAGAAAUCGAGUUCAGGACGCCGUAUCACGUACGGGUGACCGAAAGCGGGAAAAUCGUGAUAGCAGACUCUGAGAAAAUCAGCAUCUCAGUUUUCGACAGAAAAGGACGCGUCGAAAAACAGCUUCACGUUGGUCGUUUUGGUCUGAGAGGAAUAGCGUCUACCAAUGACGUCAUAUUGUUUGUACACAGAAAGGACGACUUCGUCUCGAUGAUCUCCCCUGAUGAAGAAAUUUUAACACACAUCCGGGCGAACGAGGAGAAGUUAAAUGACCCACAAGCUGUUUUCCUUCUCCAAGAUGGACGUCUGGUGAUAGCGGAGUUGGGCGUGGUGAAGAUUUUUAGAAUCGAUGAUUAUGAAAAGAUCUCCAAAGAGCCAAGUCACGUGUCGGUGAUGUCAUGGAGGGGUACCCUGGGAGCGAUCGCUCUCGCUGGAUUUCUUCUGUAUGGGGGGAUUCACGUAUUGCGUAACGCUCGAGGGAGCGGGCGGGUGUAGGUUCAACAUUUAUGAGGCUGUACUGAGAGUGGAAGUGUACUGAGCAGCGAUACGCAUCCCAUUUAAAAAUAUAUAUAUUAAUGUUAUUUUACUUAUUAUAGUCCUUCCCACAGGGAGCGCGUUUUCUUAUUAUGGUAUAAUAUUUGCACUACAAGUUAUUUCUUUCUGAAACGAUUGUUUUCUAAAUCACUUAAAAAGAGUGGAUUUUUAUUUUAUUUUAUAAAUUAAUUAAUUAAUUUAUUUAUUUAUUAUUAUUUGAUUUUUUUUGUAUGUGAACAACUUUGGUUUUAUUUAUGAACAUCACACAAAAACACACAUACCUGGCCUGGGUAAGCAGGUGCUCCGAACGAUGUUCUUUGAUGUUGAAAAGACCUUCCUAACCGUGUAUUUGAUCAGUAAGGGCUUCCAUCCGAGAACGGUUGAGACGGUUGGGAGCUUUUCUCUUCACCCCCCCCCCCCCCACACACACACCCUCCCCCCAACUGUAGCAGGUUGGAAUUUUAUAAGUUAUAUUAAAAAUACCAUUCCAAGUAAAUUGUUCGGGGAUACCCAUUGUUUUGACAUUUUUAUUUUUUUAUUUUUUUUAGAUUUAGUUAUAUAUAUCUACAAAAUGUACAUGCAGGGUUGCAGAAAGUACUCGCCGAUCGUCAACUGCGAGUUAAAAAGCUUACAAACGAUAUUCCAUUUUAUGUUUUUUUUUUAUUUUGCAAAUAAGUAUGAAAGAACUGUCAAAAAUGUUGUCUUUAUAUUAGAAUAUUUCAAAAUAUGUUGAUUUGUGAAUCGAGGUUUGGGGCUUGAUUUCGUUUGCCACUAAAUGCUGAUCAAUUGUUAUAAUAUAUAUUUAUGUUUGGUGUGAAGACAAUGUAUAUUAUAAUAUUAUUAAACAUUAAUGUAGUGUUCUAUAGUCUGGCGGACUAGUAGAAAUUAAGGCGGGCUAGUAAAUGUUUGUUAAUUCUGGUCCGUCGGGCUAGUGACAUAUUUGUUUUUCAAUUCCGCACCCCUGUGCAUGCGAUAUUUAAAUGAUACUACAAUAAAGAAUAAUUUUGAGAA
This is a messenger RNA of Gigantopelta aegis, 2252 nucleotides long. RefSeq lists its product as uncharacterized. The coding region runs from base 183 to 1202 and encodes 339 amino acids. The transcript is spliced from 2 exons. Gene Ontology annotation, molecular function: ubiquitin protein ligase activity; translation repressor activity. The record is from RefSeq and is a predicted model, not a curated record. Lineage: Eukaryota; Metazoa; Mollusca; Gastropoda; Neomphalida; Peltospiridae. Gene Ontology annotation, biological process: protein polyubiquitination; negative regulation of translation; proteasome-mediated ubiquitin-dependent protein catabolic process.